Molecule: messenger RNA, 1988 nt
Organism: Anarrhichthys ocellatus (wolf-eel)
Lineage: Eukaryota; Metazoa; Chordata; Actinopteri; Perciformes; Anarhichadidae
Gene: yrdc
Product: yrdC N(6)-threonylcarbamoyltransferase domain containing
Exons: 6
Coding region: 40-867 (275 amino acids)
Biological process (GO): regulation of translational fidelity
Cellular component (GO): cytoplasm
Molecular function (GO): tRNA binding; nucleotidyltransferase activity; double-stranded RNA binding
Source: RefSeq, a predicted model, not a curated record
CCGGCUAUGAGGUGACACCGCCGCUGCAGCUUUGAUUGUAUGAAGUCCGUUUGUAAAGUCGCUGUUGAAUUAAUCAGAUCCGGAAGAGCUCACAGUUCAGCCUCAGCUCGUCCGCUCGGAGGAGACAUGUGCAAAGAGCUCAAGACCAAAGUGCUGCGUCUGCUGCCGCCGACCUCCAAUGGGCCAUGUGUCCGUCAGGAGAGCCAAACAGAUGGUGCUGAAAUCCUGAGUUGUACAGCGAAGGCUCUGAAGGAGGGUCACGUGGUCGGCGUGCCCACAGACACCAUCUACGGCCUGGCAUGUCUGGCCCAGAACUCUGAAGCCGUCAGAAAAACCUACGACAUCAAAGGCCGAAAUGGACACAACCCGCUGGCCAUCUGUGUAGGAGAAAUCCAGGAUAUCUAUAAGUACUGUAAGGUGAAGGUGAAGGAAGAGCUGCUACGUGACCUGCUGCCCGGUCCCGUCACUCUGGUGCUCGAAAGAUCCGAAGUACUGAACAAGGAUCUCAACCCCUUUACUUCAAUUGUCGGUGUUCGUAUCCCAGACCAUGUCUUCAUGAGACGCCUUUGCCAGAUGUGUGCCGAACCACUCGCUCUUACCAGCGCCAACAUCAGCUCACACACCAGCCCCUUGGCCGCGCACGAGUUUCAGGAGCUCUGGCCCAAACUAGCAGUGGUCGUGGAUGGCGGACCAAUAGGAGACCAGAGCCGCCUCGGAUCAACAGUGGUCAACCUAUCGGUUCACGGCAAAUACAGCAUCAUCAGACCCGGCUGUGCUCUUUCUUCUACGGUUGAUGUGCUGGAGCACAAAUAUGGACUGUCAGAGGAGCCAUGGGAAGAUGGACCUUUUGAAAUCUCCACACGCUGAGACGCACACCAAGUGUUGACCGUUGACGAAUGCUUUUCAUGUUCACGUGGAACAAUGAGUUUUUCCCGAGAAGGACUAGAACUCAGGAACGACUCGACGGCUGACGUUCUGGUGGCUGAUUUAAGGACUGGAGUAACUCUUUUCCUUUAUGCGUCUUCUAUCUCGGGAUUAUGUGGGAUCUUGAAGCGUCACAAUUCUCUACCGUCUAUUUAGAAAGGAGGUCAGAUUAACAGAAGAUACAAUGGUGUGAGAUAUAUUUUAAUGUUUCUAUCAUGGUUAGAAUUGUCAUAGGGUUCAUUUUAUGACCUAAAUGUGAUAACAUAAGGGAUGGGAGGAGUUCUAUGACUUGCAUUGACUAUACAUCAAACUUGAGUCCAGAACUAUAUUUUAUUAUCUCAUGAAUCUCCUUUAUUUAUUUUAUCCACGUCAUUUUAACGUGUGAGGCUUGCACGAUUCGUCUCCUGCGACAGUUACAAAAGCUCUGUUUUAUGUUGGAGCCUAACCUACAUUCACAAGUUUGAAAAUACUUUCUUCUCUCCAUUUACAAGUUAAGAACUGCAGCAUUUUCUAAAUUCGCAUCGCCUGUAUUGACUUGUUUUGAUGGAUUGCGCAACCACAAUAAAAGUUGUUUUUUUUCAGUAUCUGAGUGUUAUUAUUGCAUCAGAAAAUUGUUGAGCCAUACCUCUGUCUUUAUUUUUAGGUGUCUGGAAGUUAAGCAUCUGAUAUUUUUCUUUUUUUUAAAGAGCAGAAACCACUUUAAGUGCCCGUCUCAACCAAAGAGCAUAUUUUUAUUCUCAAAAAUGCCAGUUUGAAAGUACCUUUUUACUUUAAUAGACAGCAUGAUUUCAUCAAAUGAAUAUAGCAGAGUGCUCCAGUAAUUGGUGCGUUUUUAUUCAUAUAGCCUCUUCAAAACAUUGAGCCUCAACCUUAACACUUAACUGAUUCUAUUUAGUUUUCACUUCAGUGGCAGAAGGUGGCGCCCACCAUUAACAUUGAUUGACGUAACCAGAAUGUUGCCGGGCAGCCAGCAGAGACUCUAGAAAGUCACUGCAACCGGCCAAGAAAUUGCAAAAACCCUAACAUGUAAUUUUUACACAAAUGAGGUAUAAUGUGUUAAUAAA